AUGGCGGCGAAGAAAUUCUGGAAUAUGGUGCGAGCAAUUGUGUUGAUGCUACGUAAGGAGUUAUCGAAGGGCCGAAUCGUAAUGUCCGAUCUUCAUUUGAUGAUGAAGAGAGGCAAAUUAGCCGGAAAAGCUAUGUUCAAUCUAAUGCAUCUUCACCAAAGCUCCGGCAGUCUCAGUUGCCGGACGGCCACCGACAUAGCUCAUUCCAUCGCCAUUGCUCCACAGGAUUACGAGUUUAGUUGUAGCAACAGCCCUGCUUUUCCAGCGCUGCAGAUCUACGGAAAGCGCGGCGGAAAACACCACCACCAGAAGUAUAAUGACGUCACCACUGUUAGUGCCGUUAAACGAGUGCUGGAGAUGCUGAACAACGAGGCUGCAGCGGCGACGGCGACGCCGUCGCCUAUGGUGAAGCAUGGGAUGAGUCCGAUGGUUAGGGUAACGGAUUCACCGUUUCCGGUGAAGGAUGAGGGGGACGAGAAGGUGGAUGAAGCGGCGGAAGCGUUUAUCAAACGGUUUUAUAGUAACCUGAAACAGCAGAGAAUUACGUCGGCUAUGGAAUCUCCGUCGCCGUACCACCGUAUGUGGGGCCGGUAA
This is a messenger RNA of Benincasa hispida (wax gourd), 594 nucleotides long. RefSeq lists its product as uncharacterized. Lineage: Eukaryota; Viridiplantae; Streptophyta; Magnoliopsida; Cucurbitales; Cucurbitaceae. The record is from RefSeq and is a predicted model, not a curated record.